AUGGCGCAGAAAGGAGAUCAGCUGGACCAGGAAAGCUUUUCUUGUUCCAUCUGUUUGGAGGUUUUAAAGGAUCCGGUGACUAUUCCCUGUGGACACAGUUACUGUAUGAACUGUAUUAAAACCCACUGGGAUGAAGGAGAGAAGAAACUCCCCAGCUGUCCUCAGUGUAGAGAGACAUUUAUCCCGAGGCCUGCGCUGGUGAAAAACACCAUGUUUGCUGCUUUAGUGGAGCAGCUGAAGAAGACGGGACUCCAAGCUGCUCCUGCUGAUCACUGCUAUGCUGGACCUGAAGAUGUGGCCUGUGACGUCUGCUCUGGGAGGAAACUGAAAGCUGUCAAGUCCUGUUUGGUCUGUCUGGCCUCUUACUGCCAGAAACACCUUCAACCUCACCGUGAUUCAUCUACAUUCAAGCACCACCAGCUGGUGGAUCCCUCCAAGAACCUGCAGGACAACAUCUGCCCCCGUCACGGUGAUCUGAGGAAGAUGUUCUGUCGUACUGAUCAGAAGUGUAUCUGUUAUCUCUGCUCUGUGGAGGAACAUAAAGGCCAUGACACAGUCUCGGCUGCAGCAGAAAGGGCGGAGAGGCAGAGAGAGGUGGUGGUGAGACGACAACAAAUCCAGCAGGAGAUCCAGGACAGAGAGAAAGAUGUGAAGCUGCUUCAGCAGGAGGUGGAGGCCAUCAAUCAGUCUGCUGAUGGAACAGUGGAGGACAGUGAGGAGAUGUUCACUGAGCUGAUCUCUCUCCUCCAGAAGAGAAGCUCUGAGGUGAAACAGCAGGUCAGAUCCCAGCAGGAAAUUGAAGUGAGGAGAGUCAGAGAGCUGGAGGAGAAGCUGCAGCAGGAGAUCAGGGACCUGAAGAGGAGAGACGCCGAGAUGAAGCAGCUCUCAGACACCGAGGACCACAACCAGUUCCUCCAUAGCUGGCCCUCACUGCCACCACUCAGUGAGUCCACACACUCCUCCAGCAUCAGCAUCCGCCCUCUCACACACUCCUCCAGCAUCAGCAAUCGUCCUCUCACACACUCCUCCAGCAUCAGCAAUCGUCCUCUCACACACUCCUCCAGCAUCAGCAAUCGUCCUCUCACACACUCCUCCAGCAUCAGCAAUCGUCCUCUCACACACUCCUCCAGCAUCAGCAAUCCACCAGCAUCCGACGUGACAGCAGCUGUUUCAGAGGUCAGAGGUCGACUACAGGACAUCCUGAGAGACACGUGGAAAAAUGUCUCACUGGCCGUUACUGAGGUGGAUGUUUUACUGUCAGAAACAGAGAGCAGAGCUGGAUUCUUGAAGUAUUCAUGUGAAAUCACUCUGGAUCCAAACACAGUACACACAUGGCUGUUACUGUCAGAGGAGAACAGAAAGGUGACUUUUUUGGACCAACGUCAGUCUUAUUCUGAUCAUCCAGACAGAUUCAAAUAUCCUCAGGUCCUGAGUAGAGAGAGUCUGACUGGACGUCAUUACUGGGAGGUGGAGACAGCAGAUGGAGUUAGUGUAGCAGUUUCAUACAAGAAUAUCAGCAGAUCAGGGAAUGAAAGUUUAUUUGGAUAUAAUGACAAAUCUUGGUCACUAUAUUGUUCCUCAGACAGUUAUAUGUUCAGGUACAACAACAUCCAAACCUCCAUCUCAGGUCCUUGGAGCUCCAGAAUAGGAGUUUACUUGGAUCACAGAGCAGGAGUUCUGUCCUUCUACAGCGUCUCUGGAACCAUGACCCUCCUCCACAGAGUCCAGACCUCCUUCACUGAGCCGCUCCGCGCUGGAGUCAGGAUUUACUUAAAUCCUGGAAGAUCAGCUGAGUUCUGUAAACUCAAAUAG
Messenger RNA from Cololabis saira (Pacific saury), 1812 nucleotides. Its product is annotated as E3 ubiquitin/ISG15 ligase TRIM25-like. The transcript has 3 exons. Lineage: Eukaryota; Metazoa; Chordata; Actinopteri; Beloniformes; Belonidae. Bases 1 to 1812 code for a protein of 603 amino acids. The record is from RefSeq and is a predicted model, not a curated record. Gene Ontology annotation, molecular function: protein binding; zinc ion binding.